AUAGUAUGGUUUACGGCAAUAUUUCCAUACGUUGUCUUACUUAUUCUCUUUAUUCGCGGUAUCACUCUGCCGGGAGCUGAAAAAGGUAUCAAAUACUACAUUGAACCAAAUCUUGAAAUGUUAACUGUACCAAGUGUUUGGCAAGAUGCUGCAACUCAGGUCUUUUUUUCAUUGGGCCCAGGAUUUGGUGUUUUGAUGGCUUACUCAUCAUAUAAUGAAUUUCACAAUAAUGUUUAUCAUGACGCAUUAAUUACAAGUGCAAUUAAUUGCGCAACGAGUUUUCUGUCCGGUUUUGUCAUUUUCUCGGAAGGUCCAGGACUUGUAUUUGUUGUCUAUCCGGAAGCAUUAGCAGCAAUGCCAGGUGCAUCAAUAUUUUCCGUCAUUUUUUUUCUCAUGCUACUUACUCUUGGAUUAGACAGCUCGUUUGGUGGUUCUGAAGCAAUAAUUACCGCAUUAAGUGAUGAAUUUCCAUUAUUAAAGCGUCGUCGAGAAUAUUUUGUCGGUAUACUAUUCACUUUUUAUAUGUUUAUUGGAAUUGCUAUAUGUACUAAGGGUGGUAUUCUAAUUAUGGAGUGGUUAAUUGUCUACGGUACCUCAUGGGGUCUACUAAUUGCGGUAUUCUGCGAAACAAUUGUCAUCUCAUUCAUUUAUGGAAUAAGUAAUUUUGUGCAAAAUUUAAAAGAAAUGCUAGGCUUUGAACCAGGAUAUUAUUGGCGUUUGUGUUGGAUUAUUGGUGCACCAAUUUUUUUAUUGUGUACCAUAAUUAGUUGUUUCGCUAAUUAUGAACCAUUGAAAUACCAAGAUUUUGUCUAUCCGCAAAUAGCUAAUACUCUUGGUAUACUAUUCUCACUUUCAACUAUAUCAGUAAUUUUCAUCGUUGGCAUCUACAAGCUUUAUACUGAGAAGGGUGACACUUUCAUUAUGAAACUAAAAGCAGUUUUAACACCUCAUCGGCGGGAUUUUAUUAACACUAACGAAAUUACCGGAUCUAUGUCAAAUGAUGAAAUAUAUUUGUAA
Molecule: messenger RNA, 1017 nt
Organism: Loa loa (African eye worm)
Lineage: Eukaryota; Metazoa; Nematoda; Chromadorea; Rhabditida; Onchocercidae
Exons: 9
Biological process (GO): dopamine uptake involved in synaptic transmission; sodium ion transmembrane transport
Cellular component (GO): neuron projection; presynaptic membrane; neuronal cell body membrane
Molecular function (GO): dopamine:sodium symporter activity
Source: RefSeq, a predicted model, not a curated record